Molecule: messenger RNA, 3569 nt
Organism: Scophthalmus maximus (turbot)
Lineage: Eukaryota; Metazoa; Chordata; Actinopteri; Pleuronectiformes; Scophthalmidae
Gene: pdlim5a
Product: PDZ and LIM domain 5a
Exons: 13
Coding region: 297-2015 (572 amino acids)
Biological process (GO): heart development; actin cytoskeleton organization; muscle structure development
Cellular component (GO): Z disc; adherens junction; stress fiber
Molecular function (GO): muscle alpha-actinin binding; actin binding
Source: RefSeq, a predicted model, not a curated record
UCUACCUCACACACACAUACACACGCAGUGUGUUUGCUGGGAAGGGGAUAGUCCAAGGGAAACUAGGGAUAACAUUGUCUACCUUCCUGUAAAGGAAUAUUUUCCUCUCUGGAAUUCCCAUUCAAAAGAUCUUGGGACAACAUCUCAACGGGAGACGUUACACACAAUUCUUACCCAUCAUCCAAAGCAAGUGGCAUUAUUAUCACCUGAUCUGCAACGUGUUUGCCUGCCAUCAGCAUCGUCACUUGCCAGCAGCAACACCAACACAGGGCGUAUUUGACAUUAUCAGGGAGACCAUGAGCAGUAACUACAGCAUCACCCUCUUAGGCCCUGCCCCCUGGGGCUUCAGGCUGCAAGGAGGGAAGGACUUCAACAUGCCCCUCACCAUCUCCAGGCUGACGGAUGGUGGGAAGGCGGCUAAAGCUGGUAUCGCUGUUAGUGACAUGGUUCUGUCCAUUGACGGCAUCGCCACAGAGGGCAUGAACCACCUGGAGGCCCAGAACAAGAUCAAGAGCUGCGCUGACAACCUCAGCCUCACCCUGCAGAAGGCCUCCAGUGAUCCCAGAGCUCCUCCCGUGGCACCAAAGGACGACAGGUCAGACAUCAUAAAACCAGUGGCCCUCACCCACCCCCCUCCACCACCCCAUUCCCACCCUCACGGCUCCAGGCCCUCCACCCCCCCCUACAGCAAAGCCCCUAGACCCUACGGGGGCUGCGGAUCAAAGAGCGAAUACCCUCCGUCAAAGUCGCCAUUCGCUGCCUUCAUCCCAUCCCCAUCCUCCGCCUUCACCCCUGCAUCCUCCUUCACCAGUCCUCCUCCUCCACCCCCACCUCCUGUCUCUUACCCAUCCUCUUCCUCCUCCUCCCCGCCUGUCCUCGUUGCACCCCAGCCAUCAGUGUAUAACACACCAAUCAACCUAUACUCCUCUGAGAACGCCUGCGAGGUGGCCAUGGGGCAGAGGCGGGGCCUAUUGGAGAGUCAGGGUGGAGCCUUGCCACUGCAGUUUAAUGGAGUUCCCAGGAAACAUGUUGUGGACACAGACAUCCAUUUUUACCACGUGCCCACUCACGCUGACGCCAGCAGGAAGCGCUUAACGGAGGACACGGAGGACUGGCGCCCACGCUCCGGCACCACUCAGUCCAGAUCCUUCAAGAUUCUGGCUCAGAUCACUGGCACCGAGCAUGCUCAAGAUGAGGAAGCUGAGAAAGCCAAGCAGACAAAUGAGGAGAGUGAGGAGCCUGAACUCAACAGCCAUGAAUCUGCAAUUGUCAAGACCAUGAUCAAAGGGCCUGCUGUAACUAAGGGUCACGGUCCACAGGCCGGUUUCAUCCUUCCGUCUUUCGGUAUGAAGGGUAACGGCAGUACCAGUGUCCCAAGGGUUCCCAUCCCUGUCCGACCUGUACCUCAGCCCCAUCCUAAAGAUCAAGACACCCUGGUCCAGAUGGCAGAGCACAUUCCUGCAGGGACUCGUACGCCCAUGUGUGGCCACUGCAAUAUGGUCAUCAGAGGGCCCUUUUUAGUAGCAAUGGGUAAAUCAUGGCAUAAGGAGGAAUUUAACUGUGCCCACUGCCGUACCUCCCUGGCAGACAUAGGCUUCGUGGAGGAACAGGGAUGUGUCUACUGUGAACACUGCUAUGAAGACUUCUUCGCUCCAACAUGCAGCCGCUGCCAGACCAAGAUACUGGGGGAGGUGAUAAAUGCCCUCAAACAGACGUGGCAUGUGUACUGCUUUCAGUGUGCUUGCUGCCAGCAGCCCAUCAGAAACAACAUCUUCCAUCUGGAGGAUGGAGUACCAUACUGUGAACAAGACUUCUACAGUUUGUUUGGAACUGGAUGCCAUGGAUGUGAGUUCCCCGUCGAGGCCGGAGACAAGUUCCUGGAGGCCCUUGGUUACACCUGGCAUGACACCUGCUUUGUUUGUGCUGUUUGCUGUACCACGCUGGAAGGCCACACAUUUUUCUCCAAGAAAGACAAACCUCUUUGCAAGAAACAUGCUCAUACACUGAAAAUAUAAAUCCUGGACUCCUCUGACAUUUUUUUUCUUUGCUUUUUGGCCGUGGGUUAUUUAAUAGAUUAAGAAGAUCUCUUACUAUAAUACUCGUUAGUCUAUGCAACAACACUUUUCCAGCAAUAAUGAUACUUUUAUCUUAUGAUCCCUAUCAGAGGCAGAAUUAAAGCUUGCAGCUAAUGAUGACUGUUCUCAGUUUUGCCCAAUUUUCAAUAAAAUUAAAUUUCAUAAAAUUAAAAACCUUUGAACAAUCUGUUUAACCUGAUUUUCUUCUGGAUUUUAAGAUUAUGUGACAAUAGUCUUUAUUUCUAAAUCCAAAGUUUAAUCUUGAGUUUCUUUGGGGCAUGACAGUGACGAGAUCGACACAAUUCAUUUUCUAUCCUGUAUAAUUACAUGUCACUCAUUGUCAUGAGAGAGUACCAGAAAUGUGUGAAAUUAUAUAGCCAUACCCACUAUAUGAAUACAAUAAGCAAAGUAUGGGACAUUCAGGACAUAAAAGAUUUUUUUUUCAUUUGCAUUAAUAUUUGUGUCCCUGUAAUAAAAUUACAGCUAUUAAAAGUUCAAGAAAAUCUUUUCUUCAAUGUUUACCAAUUUGUUAAUUAAGUCUGGGCGGAAUGUGUGAGAAGAUGUUUAAAGCUGUUGCCUUUGAUUAAUGUGUGUAAUUAUUUUAACCUCCUCUGUAUUUUGGGAAAAUCAAUUCCAUGCAUUUUAUUUUUCCAUUUGUCGUGUGAAACUGCUUACACUGUUUAAACAUCACCUUUUUCGAAAGAAAAGGUUACAUUUUGUCAUAUGACGUAUAAUAAUAUGACAGUAAGGCAUUUGUGAAAGCAAGGUGAAGUGAAAGAAAAGUGGUAUAACAAAAUAAAAGCCCAUAUUUGUAUAUCUAUGUACUUCUCCUUGCUAUGUGGACUGACUGAUUUUCACAAAUACAUAGCAGAUGCAAAGAUAUGUGUUCUAUACUGAGUGCCAUAUAGUUUCAUGAGUCAUAUUCAUUUUUUUAUUUACCUUAUAUUAUUUCAUAUAUCAGUUUUACUAAUUGCGAUUUCUGGUUGCUUCAGUCCUCUAGAUGAAGUCCUUUCUGGCCUCCAGGAAAACACGUUGUCAAAAAUGGAUAUUAUAAUCUGUAUUUAGUAAACUGUAUAUUUUAUUUUGUUUAUAGAGGGAUGAAAUGUCUUAUCACACAAUAUGUAUUUAAGUGUUUGGGUAACUGGGUUUUUGCUUUUCAGGGACUGGUGAAGGGAUUCAACAAAGUAGUUUCUUCUGUGUUGGCUCACUUGACUGUCACUUAACAAUAUCAAAAUAUCAAUUGGGCGAUAUUUAAUUUUCCAUAUGGAUGGACAUACUGUUUUUUUGUUUUCUAAACAGCAGAGCAUCUCGCAACAGAAUUCUGUUAAGUUAUUUCAAAUAAUUAUUUCAAAAACGUUCUUUUUUUUACUGUAUGGAAUAAAAGGUGUUAAUACAAUGUAAAUUGUCAACUAAAUGUGGUUAAAAAGAAAGAACAAAAGUGCAGUCUGACCUGUUUGAUCUGAUCUGAAUUGUUUAUUAAAUUUUACUUUUUAA